AUGGAUCCUAGCAGACAGGCAUGGUGACUGUCCAAACCUGUAGGAAUAACUUCAGAAGCAUCUUCAUUGGGACAGAACAUGACUGUCAACCUCGAUGCCUCUGUGUCUACAUUUGCUACCCUGCCUGUUCUCCCACCUGCCCCCCAGCCAACAUUUCAAUUAUUCUGGGAGUCCCCAGAACCCCUCCUGACUGGAAGUAUCUCUCCCUGGAAUCCACUAGUGUUAUCUGCCUUGCCUGGGAUGUCUUUGGUGGCAGAAGAUGGAAGUACGACCCUGGGUACAGCUGUACCUUUGAACAUUGUGCAAGUGGGGAAAACAGGCAGGCCUGUACAGGCCAUGCCCAACGCCAACCUUUUCCUCACUCAGGUGCCCCUCAAAUGUAAUGUCCCUGUGACCCAAGGUGGGGUUAUAGGGUGCCUUGCUUUACACUUCAUGACAACACCUGAGGCAAAUACCUUCAUAAAUACUCAAAUUGCUUCGGCCUUCCAGUCCCAAGACGGAUUGUGGGACCUGGGCUCUCACCCUCCCACAACACAGCCAGUUGUCCAGUUGGUUCCUGUCCAGUCCCCAGGGAACUCAGCACCACCUCCAAAAGGCCCAGCCAAUGUUCAAACCAACUCCCCAGAAACCCGCUUGUCCAAACCAGACAGUGUCUAUGGGAAUAUCCGGCGCUGGCAGCAUAUCAAGAUUCUGGUACAGCAGCACCUAUUCUAUACUCCAGACAUGUCAUCUUUCUCCUGCUUCCUCAUUCCAUUGCUUCGGUCCCUGGCCCAGAGGAAGCCCACCAUGAAUGUGGAGGAGGGCCUGUGGAGGGGUCUUCAGGAAUGGCAGUGUACAUGCAACUAUGACCAGAUUAUCUUCUUUGAGAUGGCUGAAAAGUUUACAGAAUUUGAUAGUGCAGAAGAGAAGGAGAAUUCAAGGCUAGAGAUGAUGAGAAGUAUCAAGUGUCAUGUUCUUACAACCACAAGGCAAGAUCCUUCAAGGCCCCCAAAUUCUGAGGUGUUUGAGGAAUCAGCUUGCAACUCCAUGAAGACUGGUUCCAAGACUGACCCUGCCCGCCUCCCAGUACUCAGACACAGGCAAUUACAAAAGACUGAGGCACCCAUGGAAAUUCCACCUGAAGCCAUGCAGGAAUACAUGGAUAUUAUGGACUGGCUAGAGAGGCUUCCACAGUCAUACACAGGAGAGCCCACAGAAAAAGAAGAAGAGGAGAACAGUGAGCUGGAGCAGGAAGAAGAUGACUUCUACUCAGAUGCAGGAGUCCUGAGUUACAUUGAUGAGCUGUGCUCCCAGAAACACUUCAUUGACCAAGUGAGUUGCAACUGGAGCCGUGGUGUGGGCCAGAUUCUGAGUUUGGCAUCCCAGUCCUUGUAACUGAGCCUGCUUCCCUCCCUUCAGGGCUCUCUCUAUGUCUCUAUGAACCAGAUGGUGGAAGAGCACUCCCUGGCUUUGAAGAAGAAAGGAUGUAAGAGGGCAACUCUGAAUCCUGGUGCCCCUCAGAUACUUUCCAACACUUCUGUACCAACUGUCUUCCAACUUGCAAAGAGAGAAGGCCAUGGUCCCCAAAGAGGGACCAGUGCACAGAAACGUUCCUCACUGGUGCCUUCUUUAGAUCAUCAGUUUCCUGGAGCUACCAAUGCAGAAAUAUGGGGGCCUAGUCCUACUGUCUUCCAAAGUAGUCAGUGUUUACCCUCACUGGGAGACCUCAGUUCCACUGUUAUUACCUAUGGCAGAGGAGCCCAUCCCCAAAGCCCAGGGUCCAGAUGUGCAAUGAGCCUCAGAGGAGUUUCUGCUAUGGAGGAGUUCCAGGAGGCACUGGGCAGAACCAUUGAGGACAAAGAGGAGAUCCCCAGCUUGUCCUUCCUCCUGUGUUCCCACUAUAGUCUGGUGCCAUGGAAACUGUCUGGCUAUUUGUGCCCCUAUACAGGUCUCUCUGACUCUGCUAGUAUUCCCAAACCCUUAUCUCCAAAGAGGAGCGACCUCAGUCCUGAUCCAUCUUCAACUGACAAGUCAGAGGAGCCAGCUCUCAUUGGAGGCUUGAAUCCUAUGGCUAAGAGGUCCAACUCAGGGAUUGGUCAUGGGAUAUUUGAAGGGCCACUCUCAGCCCUGGGGCUCACUCACUCUUUGCAGGCACAGAAAAAGGUUGAAUCACUAAGAACCCGGAAGAGGAAGAGGAAGAAGUGGCACUGUGCCACCUGUGGGAUAUCCCCUCAAAGCUGGCAGAGUUUCACUCUGCCUCCACCCUGCACCCCCAUACCAAAAAUGAAAAAGAAAACACACUGA
Messenger RNA from Cricetulus griseus (Chinese hamster), 2283 nucleotides. NCBI's taxonomy places the organism in Eukaryota, Metazoa, Chordata, Mammalia, Rodentia, Cricetidae. The record is from RefSeq and is a predicted model, not a curated record.